Drosophila willistoni is the source of this 1904-nucleotide messenger RNA. RefSeq names its product cAMP-dependent protein kinase type I regulatory subunit (gene Pka-R1). The record is from RefSeq and is a predicted model, not a curated record. Gene Ontology annotation, cellular component: cAMP-dependent protein kinase complex. NCBI's taxonomy places the organism in Eukaryota, Metazoa, Arthropoda, Insecta, Diptera, Drosophilidae. Gene Ontology annotation, biological process: regulation of protein phosphorylation. Gene Ontology annotation, molecular function: cAMP-dependent protein kinase regulator activity. The coding region runs from base 379 to 1512 and encodes 377 amino acids. The transcript has 5 exons.
UUCUGGCAACACUGUUUACGUGCGUGAAAAUUAGUUAAAGUUAAUUUUUUUUUUGUAUGAAAAACAAAAGAUAUACAGUGUUUCAUAAGCAUAAUAAAGUGUUCCGCAUGCGGCAACCGCUAACUAAAUCAAUUAGUCAAACGAAUAGCAACAGUAGCAUUCGCGAUUGCCGCAUUAAAUAAAAGUUUACUUGAAUUUUAGUCUAGCCUCAAUAUCAAAAACACACACACCCACACACACAAUAAGAAACCCACACACUCAUACACCACAUACGAAUUGUGUAUAUUGCGUAGCGAAGAAAGAAACUGCAACAACACACACACACACACACACACACCCACAUACACAAACAAACACAGACAAAAUAAAGACAGACAGAUGUCUUACAUGAUGGCCAAAACGCUGGAGGAGCAGAGUUUGAGAGAAUGCGAACAUUAUAUACAGACCCAUGGAAUUCAGCGGGUACUCAAAGACUGCAUAGUCCAACUCUGUGUGUGUCGUCCAGAAAAUCCGGUACAAUUCCUACGACAAUAUUUUCAAAAAUUGGAACGGGAACAAGUGAAACUGGAUGCCAGUAAACAGGUUAUCAGCCCUGACGAUUGCGAAGAUCUCAGUCCAAUGCCACAAACAGCUGCACCGCCCGUACGUAGACGCGGUGGCAUUUCAGCCGAACCCGUCACCGAAGAGGAUGCCGCCAAUUAUGUUAAGAAAGUGGUACCAAAGGAUUACAAAACAAUGAAUGCCCUGUCCAAGGCAAUUGCCAAAAAUGUACUAUUUGCCCAUUUGGAUGAGAGCGAACGUUCGGAUAUAUUCGAUGCCAUGUUUCCGGUUAAUCAUACAGCUGGCGAGAAUAUCAUACAGCAAGGCGAUGAGGGUGACAAUUUCUAUGUUAUAGAUGUUGGUGAAGUUGAUGUCUUUGUCAACUCCGAGCUGGUGACUACCAUUAGCGAAGGCGGUAGCUUUGGCGAAUUGGCCCUCAUCUAUGGCACACCUCGAGCCGCCACUGUACGCGCCAAGAGCGAUGUUAAACUGUGGGGCAUUGAUCGCGACUCCUACAGACGUAUUUUAAUGGGCUCAACCAUACGCAAACGCAAAAUGUACGAAGAGUUUUUGUCACGUGUCUCCAUACUGGAAAGUUUAGAUAAAUGGGAACGCCUGACAGUGGCCGAUUCCCUCGAGACCUGCUCAUUUGAGGAUGGUGAAACGAUUGUGAAGCAAGGAGCGGCAGGCGAUGAUUUCUAUAUCAUUCUCGAGGGCUGUGCGGUGGUCCUGCAGCAACGCUCAGAGCAGGGCGAAGAGCCUGCCGAGGUGGGUCGUUUGGGUUCCAGCGAUUACUUUGGAGAGAUUGCAUUGCUAUUAGAUCGACCACGUGCAGCCACUGUAGUGGCUCGCGGUCCGCUCAAGUGUGUCAAACUGGAUAGGGCGAGGUUCGAACGUGUAUUGGGUCCCUGCGCAGAUAUACUUAAACGGAACAUUACGCAGUAUAACAGUUUCGUUUCAUUGUCUGUUUAAAUGGACAACAAUAAACAUCAGCAAACACCAACAGCAAGAACAGUAGCAGCAGCAGCAGCAGCAACAACAACAACAACAACCACAACUGAGAACAACAAUGCAGCGAAUGCCAACAACUACAACAACAACACAACAACCACACAAAAAUUUAUUGAAAGAAAAGAUGGAAUAAUAAAAAAGGAAAGAAAGGAAAUUGUUAAACGCUCAGAAUCAGCUGCAAUUGCAGCUGAAUCUAAAACAAAUAAGCUAAAAGAAGGCAAGAAGCAAGUAAUAAAGGAAGAGGAAAAAAAAUUUAAAAAAAAAAAAAUAAACUUAAACUUUGUAAUUGUGUAAUGGUUAAAUGCAAGCAGAGAAAACAAAGAAACUAAAAACAAAAACAAAACAAACACACA